This is a messenger RNA of Prorocentrum cordatum, 1825 nucleotides long. NCBI's taxonomy places the organism in Eukaryota, Dinophyceae, Prorocentrales, Prorocentraceae. The record is from the annotation of a GenBank genome assembly.
GGAUGCACAUAAACUUCCAGAGGUCUUCGCGCAUCUCUGGAGUCGGCCGCUGGACCCGCUGGCGCGCGGAGCGCGCCAGGAGCGGCGCCGGAGACGCGGCCAAAGCGGCCAGGGCCGACACCAGGAGUCCGCGAGGACCUCCGAAAGUCUAUGCCGUUGCAGUUGUUCUCCUUCGACGUGCAGCUCAGCCGAACUCUCCCAGCCAUGGCGCGCAUCGCAGCCGUGCUGCCGGUGCUGGCCCUGGGCGCCGCCCAGCACCGCGAGGCCUGGUGCGGCAACGACACCGGCGGCCGCUGCAGGGUCUUCGCCUGCCACCCGUGGCGCCGCGGCGCCGAGUGCGACGGUGACACGGCCAGGUGCCUGUGCCCGCAGGGGGCGUGCUCGUCGGAGGAGGGCAUCUGUGUGCCGCAGGAGGCGGCCUGCAGCGCCGACACCGGCGGCCGCUGCAGGUUGCUCGGUUGCGACGACUGGCGGCGCGGCGCCAGGUGCAACACGACCGCGGGCCACAAGUGCUUGUGCCCACGAGGGACGUGCUCGUCGAUGGACGGCAGCUGCGUGGGGGGGGAGACGAAGGUCGAAGGAGAGCCAACGGCAUAUGCAUGAUCCUUCGACGGUCCGGAGGUGUCUCUUGGAUCUGCGCGGGACCCCCUGGGGGCGCCUCUGGCGCCGCCCCUGGCGCGCUCCGCGCGCCAGGGAGCGGGGUCCAGCGCAGAUCCAAGAAUGCUGCGCGGAGCGUCAGAAGUCUAUGUUUAGGCCGACUUUUCUUCCUGAAGAAGGGGGUUGCCAGCCAGAGCAGGGUAUUCACGGGCCACAUAUGCAGCAAGUUCUUUAGCAUGACCAUGAUUUCCUGUCCAUCCGAGGAUGAGGUUGGGCCCACCGAGUGCGUUGCCGGGAAGUGCAUCUGCAAGGAGGGGUUGUACUACGUCUGCCACGAAAGGCGCGACAACAGCACGUGGUCGGGCUGCAGCAAGGAGUGCAAGUGCCAGCAGCAGCGCCCAGUAGAUGGUUGCACGCCGAUAGCCGCGCUGGCAUCAGCACGGGCCGAUUCCCUACAGAUUUGAUGGCCGUGACGCCAUCGCGUCCCUUUGUGAUCAUUUAGCUUCCAGGCUUCGUCGCACAGGCGCUGCCAUCCACAGGGUUUCGCCCGCCGCCGCCGCCGCCCCCCUCCGUUCGGAAUUGCCUGCAUUGCUGCGUUGGUUGGGUUGGCUGGAUAAUCGGCUUGCCCCCUUCACCUCUGAGAGGUGAGUAUCUCUGGCCCCAUGUACUUUGCAUCGGCGGAGGGUGUCGGCGAGGCCGAUGCUUGUUACCGCCGGGGCAGGUUCCCCGUCGUCGUCAUCGUCGGUUGGCUGGGGGACAGUAGGGUAGGAUUUCUACGUCACAUAAUGCUGCAUCCGUAAGGGGAAGGUCCUGCUAGAGCCGCGCGCGUCUCCCAGUUGGACCUCUCCUCCGCGAGCGCUGCCACCUUGCCAGCUGCGCAACCGUCACCACUCUCGGCAGCGUUUGGUCGGUGGGGUCGCAUCCGGACCUCAGCUGGACCUCCUCCCCCUGUGCGCUGCCAAGUGCGCAGCUGACUCUAUUAUCGGGUCUUGCGAGGUGGGGUUGCACGUGGAUCCAAACUGGACCUCCCUUCCCGUAGGCUGCCAACGGUGGAGCUGUCGCAGCCCGCGUGAGCGGAGAGGGACCCUGUGCGGAUCCCAUUUGGACCUCUCUUCUCCCCAGGCGCUGUCUGCAGCGCAACUCCUCGCUCUAUGUUCGUGAGCCUGCGCGGGGGGGCGGUGCAAUGCAGUGGGGCCCCAUGCGGAUCCAAGCUGAGCUUAAGUCGGGC